This is a messenger RNA of Frankliniella occidentalis (western flower thrips), 3527 nucleotides long. Its product is annotated as sphingomyelin synthase-related protein 1. Gene Ontology annotation, biological process: ceramide biosynthetic process. Bases 338 to 1705 code for a protein of 455 amino acids. Gene Ontology annotation, cellular component: endoplasmic reticulum membrane; Golgi membrane. Gene Ontology annotation, molecular function: ceramide cholinephosphotransferase activity; sphingomyelin synthase activity; protein binding. The transcript has 8 exons. NCBI's taxonomy places the organism in Eukaryota, Metazoa, Arthropoda, Insecta, Thysanoptera, Thripidae. The record is from RefSeq and is a predicted model, not a curated record.
UACACCACUUGUUUACAUGGUGAUGAUCGUUGUACAGCUGGACCUUUGCUAUCUUUGCUAUCUUUGUCUAUCUUGUGUUCAUGGCAACUUUUUAAGAUUCUGAGUAGAGAACGAAGAUAUUGACAGUUAUCUCAUUUAUCAGCAGUAGAACCACCAAGGGCUGUCCCCGUCUACGCGUGCCCUCAAGAGGGUUUAAAGCAACAGGAGCCAGUGGCUUGCUGCAGCAGGAAAACUAAAUGCAACCAAGUCAGAUUUUAUCAAAGUCCCGUAAGGAAACUUCCCCAUUUUUUUGGUUCCUUGCUCCCUAGUCAUAUGGAAUUAUAGCACUUAUCAUAAAAUGGACUUCAAAGAAAUAUCACCAGUUCAAUGGACAGGUGAACAUGUCAAAGAAUGGCUCAAGGAAAAUAAUCACAGUAAAUUCUCAUAUCUAUUUUGUGAUCAGCAUGCAAUUGAUGGUAAAGCUUUAUUGCUCCUGACAGAAUCUGAUCUUCGGUCUUCUUCACUUGGAAUACAGGCUUUAGGGGAUUUGAAGCGGCUAAGUUUGUCAAUAAGACAGCUUCAACUGGAACAUAGUAAUGCCAUUGUUCAAAUGGGUUAUGAUUUAAGCGAACUUUUCCAAUUUCCUAAAGGAACUACUGGAUGUUAUCCUCUUUGUUCUCUACGUUCAAUCAAAGAGAGAUUAAUUAGCAAAGACCCAUCACUUUCAGAAAUUUUGGAGCGAACUGGCUCUCAUUUUCCAAGUGACUCUGAAGUUGAGAAUCAUGGCCUACCUCCUGAGAUAGGCAAAACACUUCUUAGCUUAUUUUACUUGUUUGUUGUGACAUGGAUCACAGCAUUUGUUAUGGUAGUUGUUCAUGAUAGAGUCCCAGAUAUGAAAAAAUAUCCUCCCCUUCCAGAUAUAUUUCUAGACAAUGUUCCUACCAUACCUUGGGCAUUUAGUAUGUGUGAACUCACUGGCACACUAUUACUCAUUGUGUGGCUUGGAGUUUUAACCUUCCAUAAGCACAGGUUCAUUUUACUCCGCCGCUUCUUUUGCCUAUCUGGCACUGUAUUUUUACUUCGUUGUGUCACAAUGCUCAUUACAUCACUUUCUGUGCCUGGUACACACUUGCAAUGCAAUCCUAGUGUUGAUGAGGACUGGCAAAGAUUGUUUACAGAAGAAAUGUAUACAUCACUGUCUCGGAAGAUCCAAAGAGCUUACAUAAUUUGGCGUGGAGCUGGCAUGUCCAUUCAAGGCGUUAGAACAUGUGGUGACUACAUGUUUAGUGGACAUACUGUAGCACUAACUAUGUUGAACUUUUUCAUUACAGAAUAUACUCCUCGCCACAUGUACUUCGUUCACACAUUUACAUGGAUGCUUAAUAUGUUUGGAAUUUUCUUUAUACUGGCAGCACAUGAACAUUAUUCCAUUGAUGUCUUUAUUGCAUUCUACAUAACCUCGAGGCUAUUUCUGUAUUACCAUACACUAGCCAACAACCGUUCACUUAUGAUGAGGGAUUCAAAUCGUACUCGUAUAUGGUUUCCCCUUUUCAGCUUUUUUGAAUCAUCUGUUGAUGGUAUAGUCCCUAAUGAGUAUGAAUCCCCUAUGGUACCCUUAGGUAAACUGUUUUCCAUUGUUUACCAGAGAGUUUUUCAUUUUAUACGUGAUACUCAUGUACAGUUACUUGGCACAAGAGUGAAGAACCCAGACAAAAAAUCGGAUUGAGGCAUGUUAGUAUAGAGAGAUAUUAGGAUAUGGUAGAUAUUGUUCUAAGGUCUAAUACUUUUGUUUAUGGUCACAUAGUCAUUGUUGGUUAGUUAAUUAAUUUAUGAUGCUGUUAGGAAAUGUUAAUUUGUUCUCUUCAACUAUACCUUGAAAUGUUAUAUACUUUUUUGUAAAACUUAUUUGAUUAUGUGUAGCUGUGCUUUUGCCCCCAAUAGCAUGCCUCACUUUCAGUUUUCAAAAGUAUUCUUUUUGUACACUAGAAACGGUUUCUUCAGUAAUUUAUUAGAUAUUUUGUCAAAGUUCUAGACCAGGUGGUAGUUUGGACAUGCGGGCGGAAAUCUUGUACAUGGGCGCAUUGGUUGGUCCCUCAGCCGUAUAGUUCCUGAUACAACAUGUUUUUUCUCUUUAAUUACAGCACAAUGUUUGCAAAUCUUGUACCUGGGUACUUGUAAGCAUUUUUGCAGAUGUUAGCUUAUUCUAGCAAAACACUUGCUAAAGAGAAAACAGACAUUCUAGCUGUGAGUUUUACCCAUGAUUCUUAGAAAUUGUCAUAAACGUAGACCAUUCCAAAUUUUCUGUUUCUCUUUAAACUGAAUAUUGAAAACUAUUGCUUCCAUUUUAUCUUGUGACAUAUUAGUACUCAUUACGUUGCUUAAGAAGUGUUGCAAUGAUGAUGUGUGUAUGAUUUUAGCCCCCCUCUCCCUCGUUCAUUUUACUAGUUGAAAAACUGUGACUUUGUUCCUUUCCAGUAAAAAAAAGGUUGCCAAAGAAAAAUGCAUAUGUUAGGUUAAUUAUACUGUGACACUUAAUUGGUGGACACCUUCUUUCACAAGGUUGAAACUGCCUGUUCUUGUACUGCAUUUCUGAAUGUAAAAUGAUGUGUACGUCCUCAAAAUUUCCUGUGCACUUCAAGUCAGUCAUGUGUCUAAUUUUGCGUGAAGUCAAGAAGACCAUCAAAACUACUUCCAAGUCCAUUUUACGGGCAAGCUUUAUUUCCCAGAGCACAAAAAAAUAAAUAUUGUCACAUUUGUGCUGUAUUUUUAAAGCUUUCACCAGUAUGACCUGAAAAGAUCAUUAACCACUAUAUUUGUGGAUAUCUCUCAUCUUUUUUGUGAUACUAUUUGUUCUUUAUGUAGUUAAGGGUUGUAGCAUAAAACUAAAUUAUUUAUUUUUGAACGGUUGAUGUAAUGUCAUUGUGUAUGUUAUGUUUUAAUGGACCUUCAGCCAUUAGUUAAUUGAUAUCUAUCUAUCUAUCUAGUUGUGAAUUGUAACAGUUAUCCAAUUUAGGAGGAGCAAAUGGAACAAGCACUGAUUCUUGUUCCCUAUCCUGUGAUAUAAUUAUAGGAACUUGCUCCUUUUUGGAGCAGACUAGAUGUAUCAUGAAGAAUUUAAUUUGCUAGUACCUACUUGGUUGUGGUAAAACAAGAUCCACUAUCUUUUUUUUUCUGUUACAUAUUAGGAAUAGAUUAUAUUUAAAAUGUGCCAAGUAUAAUUCCAUGUUUGAAUAGUGAAGUUCAGCAGAUUUUGUUUUGAUGGGAUUGAUGAAAUGUUAUUAGUCUCUCUGUUAUAUUCGGUCUGGUUGUCAAACAAGAUAGCAUAUCAGAGUUGGAAAACCCAUUGCUGCUUCACAUUUAAUUUUUUACAAAAAAAUAAAAAAAAUAAAUCAAAACUUUUGUCUUCCAGAAUAUUUAUUAAUUAUUAUUAAUUAUCUGAUGUGGGUUAGAUACAUGAUAUGAUAGUCCGGAAGGGUUCUGAGUCUGUCUGGUACUUGGUGCUUCCGUUUUGGUUUUCUUAGCUAAAUAAAAGUAACUGAGCACUGCCA